AUGAACACGGCGCCGCAGGCUCAAGAGCGUAGCUGGUUCUUCUGCAUAGAUUCACCAUGUCACGUUCGAAGUCUCCUUCCAGUUCCAAAGUCCUCUGAGGAAGAUGCAUCGGCGAUGCCCGUUGUUUUGGUGGCUGACCGCAAGACGGGUAAUGUUAAGACAUAUGAUUCAAAGCUUCAGCGUCCUUGUAGUGAGCCUCUACGCACCCCUGCGGAAGUUAAUGCACCAGCCUUUUCAUCGGCCGCACUGCAGCAGCAGCAGCCCACAACCAAUAUGGCACUCUCACUCUGCCUUGUGGGUGACAGAGGGCUCUGGGUGGGGUGGUCGUCGGGGCACAUUGGCGUCUAUCAAAUGCACCUUGAGCAUGCAUCGGCUACCACGUCACCCAGUGCAACUCCGUCGGACGCAAAGCGGCUCAAAUCACGCAGCACAAACUGGGCUUUGGUGAGCUACCUUCACGAGCAUCGUGCGGCGGUGCAUAUGGUUGUCACAGGACCAGGUCCUUGGGUGUUUAGUGCCAGUCAUGACCAUCGGGUGCUGCAGUGGAAUGCAGAGACGCGUCAAAUGAUUCGUGACUUGACGAAUAUUUGUCGUGCACACGACGACUACAGACCAUCACCGAUACGCAUGAUGUGUGUAGCGAUGGGUUGCUCCAGCUCGACGAGCUUCAGACAUCCACGGGGGCAUUUUGUUUUCUUCUUCUCAACCGAGCGGAGAGCGCUCUAUAGCCUCGCUUUAGGCGGCCCAGGAAGGACAGGAAAGGUGCUGUCUGACCGCGAUGUGCCUCUGCAGCGAGUGACGUCAGCCCGACCGACAGUGACAAGUUCCGCCGUCCUCAUCGGUGAUGACAAUGACGAUGCGGCGGCGGUGUUGUGCCUGGGUGACGACGAGGGAACGAUUACCUUUACUACCCUGACGGUUGUUUACGAUGGAGGCAGUGCAACACCAGCAGCAGCAGCAGCAGCAGCUACUUCCUCCCCAAUCACUGACACUGCAAUCCCCGACGACGACUAUCUGCGGGCGGUCGCUGACGCUGCCCUCUCUGCUGACACGCUGAACGUGAACAGAGGCCGGGUCACGGUGCUGUCGGUGCUCUCGGCGGUUGCAGACCAUACGACAGGCAUCAUGUCGUACGGCCUUGCUGCGGCCUCAUCGCGAAACGUCAUUACACUGUUCAAAGUGAGUGUGUCACCACUGAUUGCAGGAGGUCACGUUUCGGGGUGUGCGCUACUGAGUGUUCUCCCGACUGGCGGCCCUGUCACGUGUCUCACACCGCUGUUGCGACCAGUGUGUCAAGGCCCGGUUGCCACUGCCUUGACGGCCUUUGCGGAUGGAACGACGGCUGUUCUGUUUGACUUCCACAAUCUUCCGACUAGACGCAAAGACGACAAUAAUCACACGGUGUCUGAGGUGUCCCCUCUGCGCUAUAGUUCAGCAACAACACCACAGAGGUCAUGGAGUGAAACGGAAGUCGAGGCGCUGCAGCAGCGGCUGCGUGCCGCGCUGGAGGUUGUCGCGCACGCAAGUGCCGUUGCCGAGGAGGCGGAUCAGGCGUUGGAGGAACAGCAACGGGAGAUGCGGCAGCUGCGCUCCGCAAAUGACGUCUUGGCGUCUCAGUUGCAGCAGCUCUCAGAGGCGCUGAGCAAGAAGAAUGCGGAGGUUGUGGCACUCAAAAGGCAAAAGGACCACGCAGAAGGGGAAAAGGCGGCGAUUCUGGACAUAACCCGUCAACUUAAUGAGCUGGAGCGGCGCAAUCAGAGCCUUGUGGAACAUUUGGACUUACUUCGAGUAGAGAAGGAAGACGAAGUGAGGCGUGCUAAGAGCUUGGAAACGGAACGGGACCGUAUGCAGGCCGCAUUGUGUGAGGCGGAAGAGCGCCAUUACUUGGGCUUGGACGAGUUGCUCCGCGGGAAUCGUUUUCUCGCAGAGAAUAUUGGGUGCCUCGAGCGCGAGAAGCGCGACGUACGUCUUCACGCCGCUGAAGAGCGCACACACGUUUCCAGUGCGCCACUGCCGAGUACAGUCGCAAGCACAAAGGGGGGCGGCAAGUACUCGUUGCGCGAAUUGCUUGAGCAGGCCCUCAGUGCACUGGAGCCUGCUGCCGACGAGGCUGCAGCGUCUUGA
Molecule: messenger RNA, 2124 nt
Organism: Trypanosoma grayi
Lineage: Eukaryota; Euglenozoa; Kinetoplastea; Trypanosomatida; Trypanosomatidae
Exons: 1
Coding region: 1-2124 (707 amino acids)
Biological process (GO): response to oxidative stress
Molecular function (GO): peroxidase activity; protein binding; heme binding
Source: RefSeq, a predicted model, not a curated record